CAUUGGUUGCGCCGGGGCCCCUGCCUCCCGACACAUGAUCCUGUAGAUGCUGCUGCUGCUUCGGUGAGCACAGCCCUCCUGCUGUCCCUACCCGAGCUCGCUCUGGCCUCAGUACAGUUCAGGUGUAACUGAUGGCGAUGUGGUGCCGCCGCCUGCUGAGCUCGGCGCUGGCCCAGGCCCGGCCUGUGGCCCCCGGCCGGGAGCAGUCGGCACUGGCUCAGCUCGCGGGAAUCCUGGAAAGCCAACUGGACACGAUCCGGGGGGCGGGCACGUGGAAGAGCGAGAGAAUCAUCACCUCCAAGCAGGGGCCCCACAUUAGCGUGGAGGGCAGCGGGGGAGAGAUCCUUAAUUUUUGUGCCAACAACUACCUGGGCCUUUCCAGUCACCCAGAAGUGAUCCAAGCCGGUGUGAAGGCCCUGGAGCAGUUUGGAGCAGGCCUCAGCUCUGUCCGAUUCAUCUGUGGAACACAGAGCAUCCACAAAGCCCUGGAGGAGAAGAUCGCCAGCUUCCACCAGAGGGAGGACGCCAUACUCUACCCAAACUGCUUUGAUGCGAAUGCUGGACUGUUUGAGGCCUUACUGACUUCAGAGGAUGCAGUGCUUUCUGAUGAGCUCAACCAUGCCUCCAUCAUCGAUGGCAUCCGCCUCUGCAAGGCCAACAAGUACCGCUAUCGCCACAUGGACAUGGUGGAUCUGGAGGCCAAGCUGCAGGAUGCUCAGAAACAUCGGCUGAGGCUGGUGGCCACAGAUGGGGCCUUCUCCAUGGAUGGUGACAUUGCCCCUCUUCGGGAGAUCUGCCAGCUGGCCCAGAAAUACCAUGCUCUGGUCUUUGUAGACGAGUGUCAUGCCACGGGCUUCCUUGGACCAACUGGACGGGGCACCGAUGAGCUGCUGGGAGUCAUGGACCAAGUCACCAUCAUCAACUCCACCCUGGGAAAAGCCUUAGGGGGGGCUUCAGGAGGCUACACGACGGGACCUCGGGACCUCAUCGCUCUGCUCCGGCAGCGGUCCAGGCCCUACCUCUUCUCCAACAGCCUUCCCCCUGCCAUUGUGGGCUGCUCGUCCAAGGCCUUGGACCUUCUCAUGGAGAGCAACGCCAUCGCCCAGUCCAUGGCUGCCAAGACCCGAUGGUUUCGUGGUCAGAUGGAGGCUGCUGGCUUCACGAUCUCGGGCAGGGAGCACCCCAUCUGCCCGGUGAUGUUGGGAGACGCCCGCUUGGCAUCCGUCAUGGCGGAGGACAUGCUGAAGAGAGGCAUCUACGUCAUCGGCUUCAGCUACCCUGUGGUGCCCAAGGGAAAGGCGCGGAUCCGAGUUCAGAUCUCAGCCGUUCACAGUGAGGAGGACAUUGAGCGCUGUGUGAAGGCCUUUGUGGAGGUGGGAAAGCAGCAUGGGGCGAUCCCAUGAGGGCCUUCCCGGGAAACCAGUGUUCCUAGCGGUCAGGGGAAAGGCUGGGCUUCUCCCCAGAGCCCGCCCUCCAGCGGAUGGAGGAGAAAGCACACCAGCCAGCUGUGCCCAUCAAACCAAGUGCCUGAAAAUUGAAUACUUGAUUUUUUACAUUUUGUAUUUCCUAGCUGGGUUGAAGCCCUGAGGUCACAUCUAAUAAUUAUAGCUGUCCAAAAAUGGAA
Monodelphis domestica (gray short-tailed opossum) is the source of this 1624-nucleotide messenger RNA. RefSeq names its product glycine C-acetyltransferase (gene GCAT). NCBI's taxonomy places the organism in Eukaryota, Metazoa, Chordata, Mammalia, Didelphimorphia, Didelphidae. Gene Ontology annotation, biological process: L-threonine catabolic process; biosynthetic process. The record is from RefSeq and is a predicted model, not a curated record. Gene Ontology annotation, molecular function: glycine C-acetyltransferase activity; pyridoxal phosphate binding. Gene Ontology annotation, cellular component: mitochondrion.